Effrenium voratum is the source of this 1164-nucleotide messenger RNA. The record is from the annotation of a GenBank genome assembly. Lineage: Eukaryota; Dinophyceae; Suessiales; Symbiodiniaceae.
AUGCUACGUACAUCCUCAGCGGCCUCCGUCACCUUGAGUCAAGCCAACAGCACGGUUGAUGCGGCAGCGGUCUCACAGAAGAUGGUAGAGGCACUCAGCUUGGCAGCCGAUGUGUUGGAACCCUCUGAAGAGAGUCUUACCAGUUUCGGCACAGUGGUGAGCCACGGUCUCAAGAGCGAGCUCUUCGGGAAUGACAUCCCAGGGGUGUCCAGUGCACUGGACGUUGUGCUGGAUGCAUCGUUGUCCUUCGAAGGUGCAAAUCAGCCCGCUGGGACGUCGCUGCUGACGGCGGUGGCGGACGUGUCGGACCGCCUUGCCGUGGACGGCAGCCUCUCGGCCGUGUCUCAUGCGGCCUAUGCCUCGAAGCUGCAGGUUCUUGUUUCAAAGCUCGGGAGUGCUGUGCUGUUGCAGCUGCCAGAUGGGGGCGCGGUCCAGAUCUCAUCGAGAGGGCUCGGCCAGCGGGUGGAGAUUUUGGUCCUCAAGGAGGCCACAAGCACCGCCACAGAGCUUGGCCUUUCGUCAGGAGAUGUGCAGGUUCCGGGCUCGGCGUUGGUCGGAAGACGCCUCGCUGAGUGCAACUCUGUCGCGACGCAGACCACUAGCUACGUGAACAGCAAUCCGUUCACGUACUUGGACUCCAGUUUGGGUCUGAAUGCGUUCGUCAAUUUGGGCGCCACGGUGACAACAUUGGAGAUCAAGAAGUGCCUCUCCGUGGUCACCAAAUCCGCCUUGGACCCGCCCAUCGCCCUGCGCCUCCCCCUGAACCCAAGCAUCGGAAGCCCGCCAGAAGGAUUUACCUUCGAGCCCGCUUGCGUUCGGCUGGACAAGCAGCAAGCCACGCAGCAGGUGUGGACCACGGCGGCUAUGACUUGGCUGCUUCCAGCGGUAUAUGCAGCUACAUCCAUCGAGUGCUAUGCGACUGCUGCAGGUGGUGUUUAUGCAGGAGUUUUUCUCCCAACACCUCUGCCAACUGAGCCGGCGCCGACUUCGACCUCAAGUUCCACCACUUACACCACCCCCGUUUCAGGAUCUGCCAGGCGCAGACAGCGCCAACGCCGCAGUGCCCGGCUUGAUCAUUGCGGGGCUGGCCCUGGUGGUUGCCUGCACAGCUUUGGCUUGUCAGGUGCAACGCAACGUUCGGGUCAAACCAGCCAAAGACUCUGA